GGAAAUGACGUCAUCUGUUCUACAGUAGAAGUUUAUGAGUGAGAAUCUCGAACACUGAAGUCGUCAAGUGAGAACAACAACAAACAGCGGAGAUAUUCUCAAAGGUAACGUUCAGCACUUUGUCAACAGGCAGAUCAAACUAUCGUGCCGAGCUUCGUCGCCUCGUGGAAGUGGCAAACAUCGAGCAAACUUUGGAAAACAGCACUCGGUUGACCAGUUGGGAAUUCUGUCAUGUCAACUUUUCACGUGCAGGCAAGGAUAUGAGGCGGUAACAAUUGGAUUGCCCCAGUAUCAGAUGGUGAUGGUUUCUGAAUUGACUCAGGAAGUGAAGUGACCUUGCAAAGGAAAUCUUAGGCUCAUCACUUCCUACAUGUACAUCAAUCCCAGACUUGUACUUUUUUUGUGGCUUCUUGCUUACCUCAGCAGCAGUGCCAGAAUUUCAGCAGUUGACAUACUGGUACGAAGGGCAGUCAAACAUGGACCGUAAAGCAAUACUGAAGUGUGAGUUCUGUGAUUCGUACAUAUGUACCCAACCUGAAAAAUUGGCCAAACACAUAAGGAAGAACCACAGACCUACACUCAGUUGUAAGAUCUGCAAUUAUAAAUGCCUCAAUCCCAAGACACUGCGAAAACACUGGAAAACACACAGAGGGGGACAGGGGUCGAACACUGAACCACCAAAUACAUACGCUGAACCAAUAUUUAUCUGUGAGCUCUGUGAUUAUCAGUGUACUGCGCACAGCAUAUUGUUAGGACAUAUGAAGCAGCAUAAGGAGAUGCUAAAUGCUGACAAACCCAAAGGAUUCCAUCAUGAUGGAAGCAGACCUGUACUGUACUGUGACAGCUGCAAGUAUGAGUGCAUCAAUCCCAAGACAAUGAGAAAACAUAUCAAGAAUCACAAAAAGGGACAUUCAAAAGCUGCACCGUCCAAUGCACAGCUGCACCUCCAACAUGUCAAUCCCAAGUCAUCACAAAUCUGUGUGAUGAAACAUACAGAUGGAAGUGAGGUAGAUGAUAACUCUGUAUCUGCUGAAAGCUUCGACUUCAUGUGUCCCACUCCCUACCACAAGGCCGACAUGAUGGAUUUUGAAGAGCAAGAACACAGAACUCAGCCUUUCCCAGCUAAAGUUGAAAUUGAACGUCCAAAUCAACCCAGCAAGACUAUGACAUGCAGUGGUACUGGAGUAGUAUUAAGGGACAAUAAGCCUUACUGUGCAUUUUAUUGGAGCCAGGGCAGCUGCAGUUCUAACACUGGGCACCUGGUGGAGCUUCAUGUUGGUAAUAACGUUGUAACAUCAGGAGAUGUGCCAUGAAAAUUGGAGGUCCCAAGUUUGAAAGACAAAUUUGUCUGCUAAUUUGUUAUUGAGGCAUUACAUAUAUAUGAUGAUGAUUAUCUUUGUAUACAUCAUGUAUGUAUCAAUAUCUUGAAAUGGACCUUGAGCCAGUAGUCCUGGAUUUAUUAUGUUCAAUGAAAUUAUGGUAAAGACAAAAAUUUAGCAAGGCAGUAAAAAGUACAUUUCUCUAAAAGUUCAUUUAUCUGUUUUCACUCUCAAGUUACAGUUAACAUUAUUACAUUUCCAGUUCAUGAAUCAAUUGCGUGAAGCCAGUUUGAACUACAUGUAUUUUUAGUUGUCUUGCUGCACUUAUGGGAAGGCUGGCGUAUGAAGCCAUUUUGAACUACAUGUAUUUUUAGUUGUCAUGCUUAUCGGAAGGUAUCCACUAAAAUCAGAUAGCUUAUCACAAUCAUUUCGGUUGUAUUUUGGUGCUUUGCAGAGUUAUAAUAUUGGAACAGUAUUAUUAAAGCAUGACUAU
Messenger RNA from Branchiostoma floridae (Florida lancelet), 1812 nucleotides. RefSeq names its product zinc finger protein 64-like. The record is from RefSeq and is a predicted model, not a curated record. The coding region runs from base 477 to 1313 and encodes 278 amino acids. The transcript has 2 exons. NCBI's taxonomy places the organism in Eukaryota, Metazoa, Chordata, Leptocardii, Amphioxiformes, Branchiostomatidae.